Molecule: messenger RNA, 416 nt
Organism: Camelina sativa (false flax)
Lineage: Eukaryota; Viridiplantae; Streptophyta; Magnoliopsida; Brassicales; Brassicaceae
Source: RefSeq, a predicted model, not a curated record
ACCCGUCGGCUUCUACCUCUCCCCCAAUCGAUCAGCCAUUUCUGCUUCUUCUUCUGUUUUCUCUCCUCGACAUUUCAGCUCCGAAUCAGUAGAGACUCCUGCGAAGAAGAAGGUGGAGGAUGUAAUGCCUAUUGCGACUGGACAUGAGAAGGAGGAGCUUGAAGCUGAAAUGGAGGAAAGGAGGCUGCUUGAUAUUGACUUCCCUGAAGGUCCUUUUGGCACUAAGUGAUGGUGAUACUGAUGCAUCUCCCAAGGUACUGCCUUCGAGUCAUGUGGUUCAGGAACUGGAAGAAGGGUUCUCUAUGAAUCUUCCAAGAUUCUUGCUCAGAAAAUGACUGUCGCUAUGGAGAAUAUGGUACACUAUCUUGCUGAAUUGGGGAUGAUGCAUUACGACACCUUGAUGUUCUGUCCCUCCA